GUUGCGGAGGACAUGACCUUCAAUGAUUUGGAAGCUGCCUGCGACGGAGAUUUUUUUGCUGCUCGCUUUCAGCCUGAUGGUGUGAACGAGGAUCCAGUUGCGCGCAUUGCUGUGGAGAGCCCAGAUUUUUUGACAAGCCAAGGUAAGGAACUCUAUGGUUUGUUCAAGGCCAACAAGAAGACUUUCCCACCCGACUUUCAGGAGGAGGUCAAGAAGGAACAGGCCGCAGAGGAGGACAAGGUUCAAAAACAUAGCAUCCCCUUCGUCAAAAUGGAAAUGCAAGAGUACCAGGAGCGCAUGCCUGCUUGGCUCGGGAAACACGCAAUGAUCCAGUGGAUGUGGACCAAGAUCGCUGCACAUGUGAAAAGGGAACGCCUUGUCUUCCAGUCCCUCUGCUCGCACAGUGCCGUCAUUGAUCUCAGCAGCCCUACCCCUUCUCCCAAAGGAAGAAGAUGUCAUCAGCAGCACUGGCAGUUAAUUAAUCCUGACAAUUCUGAGCUUGGCUUUUCUUCUGACCAUGAAGAGACCUUCAAUGGUCGAACUUUGGAAGAGGAUCUGGAGCAGAUGAUGGAGGAGGAAGGCUUCACUUUCCACGCAGCCAUCCUCCUGUGUGCUGUAGCUGGUGUGCCUGUAGCAUCAGUGCCAUCCAUUCUGGAUAUGGAUGACAAGGCAGUGUUCCGCAUCUAUGCCAACUUGGAGGUGGCCCGUGCACGCCAUAUGGAGAUGAAGGAAAAGAACAUCAUCUAUGACAAGGCACAGAAGUGGUGUGAUGUCGAAGCAGACGAAGUGAUGGAGUUUACCGCAAAGCUGUGCUGUCAUUUGCUGGCUUCAGAUAGAGAGCAUCGGGAAGAAAUGCUGGCGAAGGCCAGUGAUGGGCUGGCGUCCUCCUUACUGUAUGCCAGACGACUCAUCUGCAUUUUGGGAGCUGGCCGAAAUGCAGAUGGAGUUUCCCGGGAAGCUGUGCUGUCAUUUGCUGGCUUCAGGUCGGGCAUGCAGUCUCUGGUGCCCGUAAACUUGAGAACAUUUGACCAGAGAUGCCUGGAAAAGGCUCGUGUUGGUUCAGCCUUGUCUGCGCAGUGGCUUCCUGGAUCUCGCGCGCAGCUCGCCGCUGCGGAAGCUUUGAGCUCAAGUGCGCAACUGCAUGACAAGCAGGAGCAGCAAACGGAUCAAGAAAUUGCAGCUUGCCAGGCCGGCUGGCAGACGUGCAAAGAUGCAAAGGCGAAGCAGAUCGACAAAGAAUUGGCAGUGGUUCGCUUCCAGAGUUCCUUGCUGACCGCAGGACUUGCAGCGACAGAGAGAUUGCGCAAAGAGAAUGCUCGGAAGCUGACGUCCACAGGCUGUGAGGCUACCUUGCCUCCAGUGACAGCGCAGCAGGACAACAUG
Cladocopium goreaui is the source of this 1383-nucleotide messenger RNA. Lineage: Eukaryota; Dinophyceae; Suessiales; Symbiodiniaceae. The record is from the annotation of a GenBank genome assembly.